This is a messenger RNA of Humulus lupulus (European hop), 507 nucleotides long. RefSeq lists its product as uncharacterized. Bases 1 to 507 code for a protein of 168 amino acids. The record is from RefSeq and is a predicted model, not a curated record. Lineage: Eukaryota; Viridiplantae; Streptophyta; Magnoliopsida; Rosales; Cannabaceae. The transcript has 3 exons.
AUGGAGUACUCUUUUCUUCAAGAUUUAGACAAUGAUAAGGGUAGUUUGAUGAUAAGAGUUCGAGUUUGUAGGAUGUGGGAAUCAAUCAACACCAAGAAAAAUGGAGAACUUAUCAGUCUUGACAUGAUUUUCAUUGAUGAAAAGGAAAAUCUUAUGCAUGCAACAAUCAGAAAAAAUUUAGUUACCAAGUUUAAGCACUUUUUGAGUGAGGGUUGUUUAUAUAGUAUAAAAAAUUUAAAAGUGGUUGCAAGCACAGGCGAGUACAAACCUCUUUCUAAUGAGAACAAACUUCUUUUUUUGGUUACAACUUCCCUAAAGAAGUUGGAAGAAGGAAUUGUUAAGAUUCCAAUCAAUGGAUUUCAAUUCAUAUCUCAAAGUUUAAUUGAUUUACGUGUCAAUGACAAUACAAUCCUCUUAGAUGUUGUUGGAUGCUUGUGUGGAGUGGGUGACAUUGAGAUUGUUGGAGGUAGCUGGAAAAAAAGAGACAUAAAAAUUAUAACAAAUUAG